AUGGCGCCUGCCGGUGCCGCGCCACGCUAUUUACGGUUCUGUUUCCCCUUUCUCUGCACGCGGACGCAGAAGCAGCACGAGGAAGCGCGGGCGACUGCGCCGUGGCGUCUGCCGGGAGCCUCUCGGUUCCCGUUCCGUUCCCGCAGCGGUGAUGGCCAGAAUCUGGUUACUGAAGACGUGACGGUGGUGGAGGGAGACGUCGCCACCAUCAGCUGCCGCGUCAAGAACAGCGACGACUCGGUGAUUCAGCUCCUGAAUCCCAACAGACAAACGAUUUAUUUCCGAGAUUUCAGGCCGCUGAAGGACAGCAGGUUCCAGCUGGUGAACUUCUCCAACAGCGAGCUCCGCGUGUCCUUGACGAACGUCUCCAUUUCUGAUGAAGGAAGGUACUUCUGCCAGCUCUACACCGAUCCCCCCCAGGAAAUUUAUACCACGAUUACAGUGCUCGUCCCGCCACGCAAUUUGGUAAUUGAUAUCCAGAAAGAAGUCGCCGUUGAGGGAGAAGAGAUUGAGCUGAACUGCACUGCCAUGGCCAGCAGACCAGCCACCACCAUCAGAUGGUUCAAAGGCAACAAGGAGCUAACCGGCAAGUCGGAGGUGGAGCAGUGGUCCGACAUGUACACGGUGACCAGCCAGCUGGUGCUGAAGGUGGGACGGGAGGACGACGGGGUCCCUGUCAUCUGCCUGGUGGAUCACCCUGCUGUCAAGGACUUGCAGACACAGCGCUACCUGGAAGUCAUGUAUAAGCCUCAAGUGCGGGUGUCGCAGAAUUACCCGGUGCAAGGCCUGACGAGGGAAGGGGAGCCGCUGGAACUGACCUGCGCAGCUUUUGGCAAACCACAGCCUACGGACAUGAGGUGGUUAAGAGUAGAUGAUGAGAUGCCUCAACACGUUGUAGUGUCUGGUUCAAACCUUCUCAUUAGUAACCUAAACAAAACAGAUAAUGGUACAUACCGCUGUGAGGCUUCAAACGCGGUGGGGAAAUCACAUGCGGAUUACAUGCUGUUUGUAUACGAUCCCCCCACAACUAUCCCUCCUCCCACAACAACCACCACCACUACCACCACCAUCCCUACCACCAUCACAGACACAACGGCGACGACAGAACCGGCAGUUCACGGCUUUACUCAGUUGCCCAAUUCCGCAGAGGAGCUGGACUAUGGGGAUCUCUCAGAUUCUCGUGCAGGUGAGGAAGGGGCAAUACGGAGCGUGGACCAUGCGGUGGUUGGUGGCGUCGUGGCCGUGGUCGUGUUUGCGAUGCUUUGCCUGCUCAUCAUUUUAGGGCGAUAUUUUGCCAGACAUAAAGGUACAUACUUCACCCACGAAGCCAAAGGAGCAGAUGAUGCGGCCGACGCAGACACAGCCAUCAUCAAUGCAGAAGGAGGACAGAACAACUCCGAAGAAAAGAAAGAGUACUUCAUCUAGAGCAGCCUUGGUUUCUAUGAGGUGUCCAACCGUGGACGGUUACUACUGGCCCUAUUUAAACGCUAAAGAGACAGCGAUAUUGGAAGUUGCAACCAGCUUGUGUCUUUUUUUUUUUUUUUUUUUUGAGAAAAAAAAAAGCAAAUGGGUGGAGAGCGGUGAGGCUGGGAGGGUCCGGGAUUCGCUGUGUAAAAAUAUUCCUCGUAAAGUACACUCUGCUGUUCGACACCUCAGUUUGUUUGGGUUUUCUUUUUUUGGCCAAGUCCAGCUUGGAUUUAGUUUAGUGAAGUCAUUUGCAGAAGAUUCUGUGCCUUGUUUAAUUUCUGUUCGUUGGGGUCGGGGGGAGGCUGGGAAGAAGAGGGGCUUCUGUGCGUUAGUUCCCGUCAGGUUUCUGUGGCUCUUCGUUUCCCCUUCCCCGUCCCGUUCCUGGAGUUGCCUGCCGGGACCCCUUGGAGUAGGUGGCUUUCUUGGAAGGUGUUUCUCUUUCUUUUUCUCUUCACCGUUUCCGUUCCGAACUCGAGCUCAUCGGAGGAGAACCAGCACAUUUUAGAUUCCGUAGUUUGCAGUUCAGUGUGCCCAUGUCCCAUUCCCUCUAUCGUCGUCGAGGCUUGGAUUAAACGAACGACGAGAACCCGUUUGUGGCUGCCCGUGUCCCAGGUGC
Molecule: messenger RNA, 2083 nt
Organism: Charadrius vociferus (killdeer)
Lineage: Eukaryota; Metazoa; Chordata; Aves; Charadriiformes; Charadriidae
Gene: CADM1
Product: cell adhesion molecule 1
Exons: 12
Coding region: 1-1425 (474 amino acids)
Biological process (GO): susceptibility to natural killer cell mediated cytotoxicity; cell recognition; detection of stimulus
Cellular component (GO): plasma membrane; neuron projection; synapse
Molecular function (GO): signaling receptor binding
Source: RefSeq, a predicted model, not a curated record